Sipha flava (yellow sugarcane aphid) is the source of this 2660-nucleotide messenger RNA. Its product is annotated as laccase-1-like. The transcript has 10 exons. The record is from RefSeq and is a predicted model, not a curated record. Gene Ontology annotation, biological process: iron ion transport. Gene Ontology annotation, molecular function: copper ion binding; oxidoreductase activity. Bases 514 to 2625 code for a protein of 703 amino acids. NCBI's taxonomy places the organism in Eukaryota, Metazoa, Arthropoda, Insecta, Hemiptera, Aphididae. Gene Ontology annotation, cellular component: plasma membrane.
UUAGCACAUUUGUGUUUUACACGACGACGGGCACUAUAAUAUUCGAUCGCUGACUACAGUCCAACACGUUUAUUCGGUUUUUCGUACGUACUAUUUGAUAUUUAUCCGCGUGCAGUCGUAUAAGAGGUGCGAUUUCGGAGAUUUUCGAAUUAUGCAUGACAGCUUUAGUCGCCAGUAGCCACCCACCCCGGCACGCGCACUCGCGAGUGACAAAAGGUACACGUCUUGCAUCAAGGGCAUCCCUAUAGAGCAGUAUCAUAACGACCGUCGCAGAUUUUUCAAAACUGAUGUUCGUUAAUCGUUGACCGGCCAUAUCGUCCGUCAGGUAGCUGCCGAACGCUGCUCGCCGUAAACACCGUGUGCUUCGCGUGGCGCGCGUUGAAAAGUUCUCGUCUUCACGUCGUAUGAAAACAAUAAUUGUUGUACAGCGCACCACCGACCACCACCACCAGAACAGGCGCCGGUUUAGAGAUUAUUAUUCAUUUCGGCGUAUGAGAUGAAAAAGGACGAAAAAUGAAAGCACAGUACGCAACCGUUAUUGUAUUGUUACGCAGUGUCCUGCAUUUGACGUCAGCGGCGGAACAGACAGAUGGACAAAUCCAUCCUUGCCAGAGAGAAUGUCGCGCGGACGAACCGCCGAAAACGUGCGAGUACCAUUUCAAAGUGGAAUGGUACUACACAAUGAGCAAAGCGUGCUACGACUGCCCGUACAACCUGACCGAUUGUUAUAGACCCGACUGCGUGCCGGCCGACGGCGUUGAAAGGCCCAUUAUCGUAAUAAAUAGAAGUUUGCCGGGACCUUCCAUACAGGUAUGUUUGGGCGAUACGAUCGUGGUGGACGUGGAGAACGCGAUGAUGGAGGAGUCGACGUCCAUCCACUGGCACGGGCAUCACCAGCGCAACUCGCCGUACAUGGACGGUGUGCCGUACGUGACGCAGUGUCCGGUGCCGCCGCACAGCUCGUUCCGUUACGCGUACAAGGCGGACAAUGAGGGCACACACUUCUGGCACUCGCACUCCGGCUGCCAGCGGGGCGACGGCGCAUUCGGCUCGUUCAUCGUGCGGGCGCCGAAGGAGCGCGACGUGCACAGGGACAUGUACGACGUGGACGAGCACGUGCUCACCGUCACCGACUGGCUGCACGAGCUGGGUAUCCGCAAGUUCCUGGCCCACUACCACGGUUCCGGCGACAACAAGCCUGAGACAUUGUUGAUCAACGGCCGGGGCCGGUUCAAAAAGUUCCAGGGCGAUUACCGCACGCCCUUGGCCCGGUUCGACGUGACCAGAGGGAAACGAUAUAGGUUUAGAUUGAUUAACGCUGGAUUCCUGAACUGUCCAAUUUCAAUGAGUAUUGAUAACCAUACGUUUACAGUGAUUGCUACAGACGGAUAUAAUGUUCAACCAGUAGUAGUUGACUCAUUUGUAAGUUAUGCUGGCGAGCGUUGGGACUUUGUAGUAGAAGCAACUGCUAAUAUUGGAAACUAUUGGAUGCGAUUUAAAGGUUUGAUGGACUGUGAUGAACGUUUCACAAAGGCCUUUGAAGUGGCAGUUUUACAUUAUGAUGGAAGUAGUGAUGGGGAACCAGAAGACAUACCAACAUAUGACAAUUCACUUUAUUCUGGAAUCCAAUUAAAUGCAUUGAAUAAAGGGUCAGGACAAAUGGAUACUGCUACUGUAUCAGAAUUAGAAGAUGCAACACCUCCAAAAAAAGACUUAAGAUUAGAGAAUAAACCAGACUUAACAUUAUUUAUGUCGUACGAUUUUUAUUCUUUAGAUAAUCCACAUUUUCAUAAACCUACACUGUAUGGAUUCAAACAAGUGUCACACAAGUCGGCUCGUGUUUAUACACCUCAAAUUAAUAAAAUGACUUUUAAACUACAAUCAUUUCCAUUAUUAUCUCAAAGAGAAAUGAUCAAACCUUCAAUGAGCUGUGAAAACAUAAAGAAAGAUUGCUCAAAAGAAUUUUGUGAAUGUACAAAUAUUAUUAAAGUUCCUUUGGGGUCAAUAGUUGAGCUUUUUCUCAUUGAUAAAGGAGUAACAUACAAUGCAAAUCAUCCAUUCCAUUUACAUGGACAUCCGUUUAGAGUCAUUGCGAUGGAAAGAGUAGGAAACCAUACUACAGUAGAAGAGAUAGAACAAAUGGAUAGAGAAGGACGUAUUGAAAGAAAUUUACGAUCUGCACCUCUAAAAGAUACUGUAACAGUACCAGAUGGUGGAUUUACAAUACUUCGAUUCUUAGCAGAUAAUCCUGGUUAUUGGUUAUUUCAUUGUCAUAUCGAAUUCCAUGUUGAAGUAGGAAUGGCUACUGUAUUUAAAAUUGGUGAAGAUUGGGACAUGCCACCCCCACCUCCAAGUUUUCCUAAGUGUGGAAACUACAAUGGAAAUGAAUUAGUUUCAUUUAUAUAUCCUGAAGAUAUUGAAUUACUGCAUGCAAAUUUAAAUGAAUCAGUUUACAAUAUUUUGGAUACAAAAAAUGACAGUCACAUUAAUAUGAUAUCUACAAUGGGUAAAUUGUGGCCAUUUGUUGGUGGUGCACAUCCAUAUGUAUCAUCACUAGCUAAUAUUAAUUCAUCAUACUUCUCAAUUGUAUUAUGUAUAGUAAUAAGCUUAUUGUUUAUUAAUUAGUGUAUAGCAAUAAACUAAUUAUUUAUGAAAUAAUG